This is a messenger RNA of Pseudophryne corroboree (corroboree frog), 3564 nucleotides long. RefSeq names its product WD repeat domain 72 (gene WDR72). The record is from RefSeq and is a predicted model, not a curated record. Gene Ontology annotation, molecular function: protein binding. The coding region runs from base 511 to 3513 and encodes 1000 amino acids. Gene Ontology annotation, biological process: protein localization to plasma membrane. Gene Ontology annotation, cellular component: cytoplasm. NCBI's taxonomy places the organism in Eukaryota, Metazoa, Chordata, Amphibia, Anura, Myobatrachidae. The transcript has 19 exons.
CCCCUACCCUCACCCACUCUCUCCCAUAGCCGUCUCUACAGAGCUGUGCUGGCUGCACUGUUUAUAGGGAGUGUGCUGCCGGAGAGCAUCAGCCGCAGUCUGCCUGUGCAGGGGAGGAAUAGUGGCUGAUCACACUGAUCGUGCUUCUCCCACUCUCCCUGGAUUUGAUCCUUUCUUACUGGUUUUCAUAGCGGCACCCCAUUCAUCAAUAUAUUUUUAUAUUACAUAAGGGGGCGUGGCCUCACGGGCCGUGAUUAGGCCACGCCCCCAAAAGUGCCCUGCACACUCUGACAAGUCUUCUCUUGGACCUCUUCUCCCAUCCCCCUCCCACUAUUCCCAUGCUGUCAGCAGCAAUACUGACGCUGGCAUCAUAAUGGUGAUGAUCCCAACAGAGGUGAGAUUACAUCUAAAGCAAUUCUUCUAGGCCAUACUUCUGCUGUAACAUGCUUAGCAAAGGCAAGGGAUUUUGAAAAACAGCCGUAUGUUGUUAGUGGAACAGAAAAUGGGGAAAUGUGUGUGUGGAAUGUCACCAGUGGGCACUGCAUAGAGAAUGCAAAGCUUCCAUAUAGGCACACUGCAAUAUGUUACUACCAUUGCUCAUUCCGAAUGACAGGAGAAGGCUGGCUGCUUUGCUGUGGUUACUAUCAAGAUGUCCUCAUUGUCGAUGCAAAGACCUUGCAAGUCCUUCAUACUUUCAAGUCACAGUCUUCAGAUUGGAUUAGUUGCAUGUGCAUUGUUCACUCUACCAGGAUUCAAGAAGAUUCACUGGUAGCAAUAUCUUCUGCAGGAGAACUAAAAGUAUGGGACCUGUCAUCCUCUGUCAACAGCAUACAGGAUAAGCAAAAUGUUUAUGAAAGAGAAUCAAAAUAUCUGGAGGCGACGAGCCACUGCGCUGUGCGAUUCUGCACAUACACGGAGCGGCUACUGCUAGUGAUUUGCUCCAGUUCCUGGAAGGUCUAUGAUUACUGUGAUUUUUCCCUCCUCUGUUCUGAUAUCUGUAAAGAUGGUCAGAGCUUUACUGGGGGUGAGUUCCUGGCCGCUAACAGACUGAUCAUCUGGACCCAGGAUGGGCACAGCUAUAUCUACCAGCUGCUGAACAGUGGUCUUUCCAAAUCUAUAUGUUCGGUUGAAGGAGGAUUACUUAAAGAAACAAUCACUCCACACUUACUCUGCUCUACAAGUAUAAAGGAAAAGAGCUUUACAUGUACUAUGGGAUUCAUGAAUGAAAGGAAAGAGCCAUUUUUUAAGAUAUUAUAUUCCGGGGAUUCAUCUGGCAGACUCAACUUCUGGCAUAUUCCUGAUGUUCCUGUAUCACAAUGUGAUGGCUCCCCACUGGAGAUACCACUAAAGGUAACAAUGACACUUCAGGAAAUGUUUGACAGGCAUAAAUCAAUGUCUGAAGGAAUCAUAGAUCACCUCUGUAAUCCCGAGGAAGGAGUGGCUUUUGCUGCAAUCACGGCAUCUCUCUAUAUCCCUGGCCUUGAUAAGUUAGUAUGUGGCUGUGAAGAUGGCAACAUUGUCAUUACAUUUGCAUUGCAUGCUGCCAGGGCAAGACUUCUUCGGGACCACCCGUUACUCAGAGGUUCAUUGCUACACAAAAUAUUUGCAGGCCAUUACUGCAGUGUAACAAGUUUACUUUAUCCACAUGAGCGGUCGGAGAAGUUUGAUCCAAGUUGGCUCAUUUCUGGUGAUCAGAAUUCAUCUAUAAUUUGGAGAGACGUGUUCACAGGAGAAAUAUUUCACAAGUUCACAUUACAGUCCGGAUCAAUACUGAAACUACUCGUUUCCCCGUGUGAUUAUAAAAUAAAAUUGUUCCAGAGCAUAUAUUGUGUGUGUAGCGAUAAUUCAGUGGCGCUUCUAAAUCUACAGGAGCGAAUUUGCUUUUUCCAUGCUAGAAAACAUCUAUUUCCUGUAAAGACAAUGAAAUGGCACCCCAUAGAAGAGGUUCUGGUUGUUGGCUGUGAAGAUGACUCUGUAUAUGUGUGGGAAAUUGAAACAGGCACUUUAGAGCGCCAUGAAACAGGUGAUAUUGCAAAAGCAAUUCUUGCUGCUUGUGAAGACUUCACCAUUGGUGUGACAAACUUCAUGGUAGGCACCCAAGAGACACAGCGAAACAUUAAAACGACUUUCAAAUCAUCAAACUCUCAUAAACUGGGAGCCCUGUCCCACAAUCUAAUGCAUCCUGAAAAGUCAUCAAAUAAGAUUGUUGAUUCCAGCUACUCUUCCAACCCCUUCACCGUUCUACCAGUGACUUCUAAGUAUAGCAUCAAUCUACAUUUGCUUCUGUUUGACCUGGAAAAAGUUUUAGAACUUUUGCAGUCUUCCCAAGCCUGUGGACUGAAGUCAGCAAACUCCUUCCACAGCUAUGAUGCCCUAAAAACAUCUAAAAGUUCUUCGGAGAAAAGACCUCUGACACUUAAAAGAAAUAAAACUGCCGGUUCUCUGUAUCAGAUGGAGGGCCCAGUCUCGGAAUCAGCAAGUAAAGAAACUGUUAGCCGACCUCUAGAAGAAAGCGGUGGCAUCAAAAGACAUAAGAAAUUCAAAAGUACUAAAAAAAACAAAAGUCAGUCUUCAGGAAAAAUAGAUGUUAAUAUGGUUACUGAUUCUGCAAAACUGCUACUGUCUUGCCUCUUACCUUGGGGCAUAGAUAAAGAGCUGGACAAUUUUUGCAUCAGACACCUAGACAUCCGAAAGCUGCAAGAUUCAGUCACUUUUGGGGUGAUAUCAGACAUGGAUCAUGUGUGUUUGAUGUUACCUGGGUGGAAUCGAACAAGUCAUGACAUGGUUGGAGAAUAUUCCCAUAAUAACCUGUGGUCAAAGAAAGUGAUUGAACUCUCCGUAAAAUAUUCCCUUGUGGCACAAAAACAAGCCAUUAAAAAAAAGCGAUCGGAGGACUAUUUCACAUCCACUUUAGGCUUGGACACUCUUCUCCAUUUUCUGAAGAAGGUAUUAUGUGUCAGUAACGCAAUGAGCAUGGAUUCAGUGUCAAAACUGAAUAAUCAUUCUGGCAGUCAAGAGAAGAUGGAGGUUACCCGCAGCAAAUGGAAAAGUUCAGAACAUUUUGGUUCCUCCUCUUUUACAACAGAUAUCCUACAGGAUCGAAAUGGCUUCAGUUUUUCUGAUCCGGAGAACAUUUCUGUAAUGAAAAUUGUUUCUACUUGGAAAGACCAAGCAGUGCAGGUAACAGAAGCAAUACAAGCAGUGUUACUAGCGGAACUCAGACGUUGGAUGGAAUCUUCGAGAAAAAGCAUUAUAACAGCUCAACCAGUUUCCACUAUGGAUAAUGGUUGCACACAACUACCUUCAAAAAUGGAACACUCCUACAAUAUUGAACAGCUGUUUGAAGAAACUUCUCUGCAAUCACCUGAGAACUUGUCAAAAAGUGAGAAGACUGUAAACUUCAGUGAGCCUGAAUCCAUUCAAGAGAAGAGUGUGUUGGAGGACACAGAUAGUCCAGAUGAAAUGAAGCAAAAUCCUUGGAUGUCCAAAGUGUGUUACUGCAAAGUCUGUUAAAAGCAUACAAAUAUGUCGUGUAAUAGGAAUAUUAAAUAUAGAAAACAUCAA